AUGUCGGACGAAGAACCAGAACCUAUAGAAAUUCCAAAGGGCGAUGACGAUGGACGAGAACUUGGUACUUUUGGAAAAAUCAAAGUCGCGCAAAGAAUCAGAGAUAAUUCUCAAUCACGACGUGAGGAGCGCCAGAAUCAGCCUCCACCUCCUCAAUACCCUCCUCCUCAGCAAUAUCCUCCACCAGCGCAGCCUAUUCAGUAUCCACCUGGUCAAUAUCCGCCUCAAGGUCAAUAUCCUGAGCAGAUUGUGGUCCAGCCUCAGCCAACAAUGGUUCAACCCCAGCCAGGAGUAGUAACAGCUCAGCCUGUUGGUUUUGCUCAAGGAGCUUGGGUUCGACCAGACCUUUGUGGUCUUGCAUGUGAUCCGACAACUUGGUAUGCUUCAUGUUGCCCGUGUUGUGCUCGAGGAGAACAAGCAGAAUUGAUGGGCGAAAGCUACUUGUCCGCGUUUUUGAUUCGGUGGUGCUUUUUCUGUGCUUCGACAUGCACUCUUCAUGGAGAGCGUAAUAGACUUCGAACACGAUAUAACAUCCCAGCUACCGAUGGAUUCUGCACGGUCUACUGGUGCGAAUCAUGUGUUGUUUCACAGCAGUUGCAUCAACUGAGAACUGUACCAAUCAAACCACUUUAUUGA
This is a messenger RNA of Oikopleura dioica, 636 nucleotides long. NCBI's taxonomy places the organism in Eukaryota, Metazoa, Chordata, Appendicularia, Copelata, Oikopleuridae. The record is from the annotation of a GenBank genome assembly.